This is a messenger RNA of Mya arenaria, 5422 nucleotides long. RefSeq lists its product as uncharacterized. The transcript is spliced from 14 exons. NCBI's taxonomy places the organism in Eukaryota, Metazoa, Mollusca, Bivalvia, Myida, Myidae. The coding region runs from base 145 to 3066 and encodes 973 amino acids. Gene Ontology annotation, molecular function: DNA binding. Gene Ontology annotation, biological process: DNA recombination; DNA integration. The record is from RefSeq and is a predicted model, not a curated record.
CGGCCAUGUGCGUUGGAUUAUUUUAUCACCAAUAAACACACAAAGAUUUAAUAAUGGAUGAUCAGGCUACAUGUAUGUAUUGGAGCACACUCCCCGGACUCCCAAAAAAAGUAAAAUGGCCAGUCAAGUUAGUAGCAUGGGAAGAUGUCGAGGACAGCGACACAGUCACAGUUUACUGUAAAUGUGACAAUGCAAACUGCAUUGAGGAAAAAACCCAAUACUUUGAGUCAAUUCCUUGAGGAUAUUGAGUGGGCAGACAAUGCAUUACCAGGAAAACUCAAUUUUGAAUCAAAACCAGACAUAAAGCUGUCAGAGAGUGACAGUGCCAUGAAAACCAGUGAGGUUCCCCCAGCCAGCUCAAUUUUGGCCCAAAACAUGAUAGACAUAAAGCUGCCAGAGAGUGACAGUGCCAUGGAAACCAGUGAGGUUCCCCCAGCCAGCUCAGUUUUGGCCCAAAACAUGACAGACAUAAAGCUGCCAGAGAGUGACAGUGCCAUGGAAACCAGUGAUGUUCCUCCAGCCAGCUCAAUUUUGGCCCAAAACAUGACAGACAUAAUGCUGCCAGAUAAAGACAGUGCCAUGAAAACCAGUGAUGUUCCUCCAGCCAGCGCAUAUCCCAUCCCUUUGCAAGGAUCAUCGGAGGCUGAUGACAACAUUGAUGUUGGACAUAUUCUAUCUUCAGAUGUAGAGCAGCUCUCCUCAUGUGAGCAAGAUUUGCUUCAUCACCUGGAGACAUUUAGGGAACAAUUUCCAUUCGUUGACUCGCCUGCAGUUUCUGAGAGUGAGGAUGAAAGUGAAAUUGAGAUAAACAUAGGCAAGUUUCUUCAAUCUGAAUCGGAAGAUAGUGAAUCAGAUCCCGAAUGUGAAUCUGAUCCUGCUGAAGAAAUCACAUCAAAGGGAGGAAGGUUUAAAGAGAAUGAAAUAAUCCGAGAUAUUGAGUAUCCGAAUAUUUUCAUGAGAAAACAUCUGAAACGAGCUCAUUCCUCAAGUGGUCAAGCAUAUAAGAAGAAACAUGACAGAGUCUAUGAUAACUUUCAUUACUGUUUCUUCUGUAAGAAAAUGAAUGGACACAUUCCUGUUCACAUGAAAACUCAUAGAAACAUCAAAGAGGUUGCCGAUGAAUUAAGAAAAGAAAAGCCAGAUUUCACUCGAUUAAGAAAAAUGGGUGAUGACCUACACAAUCGAGAAGUCGUCGAAAGCAAAGAAGGAGAGCUUGUAGUAUCGAGGAGAUCGAGUAAGGAUCUGCUCGAUGUAAGCAAGUAUGGACCAUGUAUAAACUGUUUUGAAUGGGUGCAGUUGUCAGGUUUGAAAAAACAUUAUAAAAAGUGUGUCAAAGGGAAAACAAAUGGACUAGGGAAGAAAGAUCUUGUGUUGAAAGCUCAAAUUUUAGCUGGUCACAUUAAAGGAAACCUAUCUAAAAUGAUGAAAGAGGAAGUAUUCCGCAUAAUGAAAACUGACGAUGUGACCAAAACUGCCCAGUCUGAUAUGUUGAUUCUAUUGCUGGGAGAGAGUUGGCUUCGGAGGAGCUUUGACAAUGUUGAAAAGCGUAAAUAUUAUACAAGUGGACGUAUGAGGCUCUGUGCCAGACUGCUUAAUGCCCUAAACGCAGAUGAGCAAAAUGAAUCUCCAUCUUGUAGUAGGACAAAGACAAUGUGGGAUUUUUUAGUCCCAUCAUAUUUUGAUAACUUUGUAAGGGCAUCACUGUCAGUAAGCAUGCCUAACAUGGAUGAUCUUGAUGAUCUGAAGGCCCCAUCCAAUGCAAUAAAGCUGAAGUAUGAUAUCAGGAGACUAGUAAAUGCAAAGUAUGCUUGUCUUCUGAAAGGAAAUGACACUGAUAUCGCUGAUCUGAAAAGCUGCAAAAGGUUCCUAACCUUGAUGGAAAUAGAAUGGGCUGAACGUGUAACCAAGAUUGCAAGAACUGUACUGCAAGCAAGGCAAUUGACAGAGAAGAAAGAUAUCCCAGCUCCUGGUGAUGUUGAGAUGUUGACUAAACAUCUUGCCUCAGAACUCCAGACAACAGAAAUGAAUACUGCAAACUUCCACAGGCUGGUACAACUGUGCCAAACUCGGCUUCUGCUGUUUAACAAGCGGCGUUCUGGAGAACUAGAAGUCUUGGACCUCCAAAGUUUUGUGACCAGAAGCAGCAAUCUAAGUGAUUUGGAUGCAUCCAUCGCUGAAGACUUGACAGCAGUUGAAAAGCAUCUUCUUGAUAGUCAAGGUCUGAUGAUGAUUAGAGGAAAGCGUGGUAAGCCAGUCCCAGUGAUUAUUCCAAAGGAUGCAGACAAACCUCUGGCCUUCAUUGCUAAUUUAGAAGCUAGAUUGGCUGCAGGGGUGCAGAGCAGCAACAAGUACCUGUUUGCUAAUAAAGCACAUCAGUAUGUACGAGCAUACGACAGUCUGAAAAGUGUGUGUGAAGAACUUGCAUUGAAGGCUCCAAGCAGAAUAACAAGUGUGUCAAUGAGGAAGUAUAUGGCAACUCUUACACAGCUCAUGGGUCUAGACAAGUACCAACUGGACUGGGUCUGCAAGCAUUUGGGACACACCAAAUCUGUUCACAAAACAGCUUAUCAGCAAAUGUCAGGAAUGGUAGAAAGGGUCUACAUAUCAAAAUUGCUGUUAAUUCAAGAUCUGAAUUUAACCAGAAAGUUCCAAGGCCAAAACUUAGAAGAAAUUGAUGUAGCUGAUCUACUGACUGAACAUCAGGGAUGGACCCCCAACAUGUCCAAUACUGCUGCAGAAGCAACAGAACUGCCGACUGAGUACAACAGCGGCAGUGAUAUUGAAGUUUGGGAGAAGGAAGAAUCAUCUGGAGAAGACAGUGAUGCUGUAUGUCAACCUAAGAGAAAAAAGGCUGCACAGAGUACAAGACAGAAAUGGAGUGAAAAGGAAGUUGAAGAACUCAAGAAGUUCUUUAAAACUUAUUUGGAUGUAGGAAUUACCCCUAGACAGGAUGCCAUUAAAAAGGCUCUGGAAAAAAGUAAAAAGGAAAAUGGAGCUCUUUGGAGGAGAAAAAGCCAUUUGAUUAUCAAAAAGAUCAGCAACAUGAACAAAAACAAACGAAAGUGAUUGUAACAACCCAACAUUUUUUAUCAAUCAUGAGUGCUAAAUGAAUAUGUACAUGAAUGAAAAGAUGCUUAAGUUGUGUUUUGGAAAAAUAGAAACAUAUAUUUAAAUAAACCCUGACUAUUACUCUAAAAACCUUUUGAAGAUAUUCACAUGAUACUUGGCCCAGAACAGCAGAGACAACACACCUGUAUCAUGAGGGUAAUAAUUGUAGCAUUUAUGAUUUUAUUCACUUGUGCCCCUUAUUGACUGCUAAAACAUCAACAGACAAGUGUUUAUGUUCGUUCUUUGGUACUCUUGUUUAAGACUUGCCUUUGAUGUCAAAACAAACAAGAUGCAGUUUUUUGUAAUAUUUGAAUAUUGCAUAUUUUGAAGAAAAAGUCAAUCCAAUAUAAAUUAAUUGGUGUUGCAAUUGUAAUGAGAUCCAAAAGUACUAAAUGCUUAAAUACAUGCAGUGAAUGUAGAUGAAGUUGUCAGAAAAUGCAAUGAAAAAUGAUUGUGUGUUAUUUACAGUUUAGCAAAAAAACAUUGAUCCUUUGUUGUUUUACAGAGAAUAUAUGAUUGGUGCUUGGAUAAAGGAAGUUUAUUUGGGAACAUAAAAGCAUAUUGAUUACUCUGACAGGUUAUUGUUAUGAAUGAUUCAUUUGUUUUCACAUGAUUGAAGGUUUUAAGAGCAUUUAGUAUAUCAUGUGAGCUGUCAAACAACUUUGAGAACUGUCUUAUGUCCAACAUGUAACUAAGUUACUAUACAUAGGUCAUAGCACAUUGUCUUUUCAACUUUUUCUUUUCAAGUUUGAACUGUUGAUAAGGCAAGCCUUAGUUUACUAGAAAGGGUGAACAGUCGUUAGCAUCGUUUAAAAUUUUGCUAUUGAUCUGACCUGAGUGAUGCAUGUUACAAAAGAUGUAUCUUUUUCUUGUGUUUAUAAUGUAUGGCCUUUUUAUAAUUUUGGCUAUUCCUAGACUCAACUGGACAUCUUAUCUUUGAUAUAUAAAAAUCUUGACCCACAGGAUAAUGUGUUUCCUCAGGUUUAUUUUAUUUGAAAUGAGUAUUGUGUGUUGGUUAUAAACAUUGUAUUGUUAAACGAAAGUGAUCAAUCAUUUAAUUUUGCUUUGUUUCAUGGAUGCUUUUAGAUCCUGGACUUCUUUUGGCAAUGACUAGUUCCAGUAUUCAAUGGCUAUUAAUUUUGAAAUAAUGGCUGAAUCUUUCUCAUUUUGUCUUGUUGAUUUUCCCCUCAAAUCUUGUUAUAUUAAUUUUGCUGCUGUUCAAAGUUGCUGUAGAGGCAUACAAUAUCAGACUUUUUUAAUAAGAUACUUUUUCAUGUUGUUGUGUUUCUUCUUCAAAGUUUUAUUGUCUUGUGCUUCAUGGUUCCUUUUCAAUAAUUGGUCAGAUGUCAAAUUUGCUUCAUGUACAAGCUUGAUGUAAUUUGGUAAAAAAAAGGAUUGAACUGUUUUUUAGCCCGACUAUUUGAGUAUAAGUAUAAAAAGGGCUAUACUACUCAGCCCAGUGUCGGCAUUUGGUUAAAGUUUUAGGGCAAGUAUUUUCACUUAUAACCUCAAUACCCUUUAUUCAAGUCACUUCAUACUUCACACAAUUGUUCAGGACCAUCACACAAUUAGGUUACAUAACUCCAUAUCAUCCUAAAUAUAAAUUAUGGCCACUGAUUUACUUAGAAACUUAGUUUUAGGGCACAUUGUGUCAGGUUAAAGUUUUAGUGCAAGUUGGGAUUUUCACGAAUAAUUCCUAUACUGUUCAUUCAAUACUUAACAUAGUUGUUCAUGGCCAUCACAAAAUUAUAUUACAUAACUCAAUAUUAUCCUAUAUACAAUUUAUAGUCCUCCAUCGACUUCAAAAGUUUGGUUCAAGUUUUAGGGCAAUUUGGGGUUUUACAAUACUGUUCAUUUGAUGAACUUUAUACUUCACACAAUUGUUUACAGUCAUCACAUAAUUAGCUUACAUAACUACAUAUAAUCCUAAAUACAAAUUAUGGCCCUUGAUCAAUUUUUUUUUACAGGUAAAUAUUACAUCAUUUAUGCAUCCAUUUUUAAGACAAAGCGGCAUAAAGUCGAGCACACUGUCAUAUGACAGCUCUUGUUUUUAGCUCUACUGGCCAGAAGAGCUUAUGCGAUGGUAAUGUCUACGUAGUAUGCGCAUCCGUACGUCUGUAAACAAUUGGUUGUGAACACGAUACAGUCUUCAGUUUUGAUUGUAUCUUGAUCAAACUUGUACAGUAUCUAGAUAUCCAUUAGAGCUUGGUUCCUUUCGAAAACCAGCCAGAUCCGCCCAUGCAUGCCUAGAUUAUGGCCCUUGAUAGUAUAAAAAAAAAAAUGCUAUUGUGUAAACAAUUGGUUGUGAACACGA